GCUCGCCAGUUGGAUGCUUAAAUCGAAAUGUGGAUCAAGUGCAUAAGUUUACUCGCCGUGUGUCUGUGCGUUGCAGCGCACUUGGAUCAUCAGGCGGAAACGGAAAUAUCCCGAUUUCUUUCUCACUUGGAUAUUAUUCCCGAUGUCUUAGAGACUGGCCCUCAAGAGUUUCUAAACGUCACCUACAAUGGCAGCAUUCCCGCCGAUCGUGGCAUCGAACUGCAGCCCAUGCAAGUCCGAGAUGUGCCGUCGGUCAAAUGGACAGCCAACAAGGACACGUACUACACACUGCUAAUGGUCGAUCCCGAUGUGCCCAGUCGUAAGGUGCCCAAGUUCAAGGAGUAUCUGCACUGGCUGGUCGUCAAUAUACCUGGCAAUCAGCUGCAGCUGGGAGAUGAGCGAGCCGCCUAUGUGGGUGCCAUGCCUCUGCAGGACACUGGACUGCAUCGCUAUGUGCUGCUGUUAUACAAACAGCCAGAGCUCACCAAAUUCGAUGUGGCCAAGUUGCCGCAACAGAACGACGAAGGUCGCAUCAAGUUUAGCACCAAGGAGUUUGCAGAACGUUACAAGUUGGGCAAUCCGUUGGCCGGCAAUUUCUUUACAAGCGUCUGGAGCACAGAUGUGCCAGCUCUGCACAAGACCAAGCUUCAGGGCCGUGUUAAAUAAUUGGCA
Molecule: messenger RNA, 672 nt
Organism: Drosophila albomicans
Lineage: Eukaryota; Metazoa; Arthropoda; Insecta; Diptera; Drosophilidae
Product: protein D2
Exons: 2
Coding region: 28-666 (212 amino acids)
Source: RefSeq, a predicted model, not a curated record